AAGAUAACUUUCUCCGCUGUUCGAGGCGGGACUUCGAUGUGUUCAUCUGUUUGGUUCAGCCCACCCACCGGAGCAAGGAAGGCCGUGAGUGCGUGAGACAGGAGUGGGAGAGUGUGUGCUGUGAGUGAGACAGGAGUGGGAGAGUGUGAGCUGUGAGUGAGUGUGAGCUGUGAGUGAGACAGGAGUGGGAGGCUGUGAGUGAGUGAGUGUGAGCUGUGAGUGAGACAGGAGUGGGAGAGUGUGAGCUGUGAGUGAGACAGGAGUGGGAGAGUGUGAGCUCUGAGUGAGUGUGAGCUCUGAGUGAGACAGGAGUGGGAGGCUGUGAGUGAGUGAGUGUGAGCUGUGAGUGAGACAGGAGUCUGAACUGUGAGUGUGAGACAGGAGUGAGAGAGUGUGUGCAGUGAGUGAGAGAGGAAUGAGUUAGUGUGAGCUGUGAGUGUGAGACAGGAGUGUGUGAGUGAGAGGAGUGAGUGAGUGUGAGUUGUGAGUGUGAGACAGAAGUCAGUGAGAGAGAGGAGUAUGUGAGUGAGAGGAGUGAGUGUGAGCUGUGAGAGGGGAGUGAGCUGUGAGAGAGGACUGAGUGAGACAGGAGUGAGUGAGUGAGUGUGAGCUGUGAAUGAGAGGAGUGAGUGGAAGAGGAGUGUGGGGGGUGAGUGAGUGUGAGCUGUGACUGCAGAGAGUGAGGUGUGAGUGUGGUGUUUGCUCAGAGUUUGAGGGAGAGAGCAGGCCCUCUGACAGACUGUGACAACUGGCUGCAGCUGCUUGCUUCUGGGACACUUUGUUGGAGCGGGCACCAAGGAUGGCCACCCUGUUGCUGUAAACGAAGCUGCCUGCUGGAGGUGCCGCAUUUAUUUACGUCUUAGGGUCUUGGAGAACUUUGGACCCAGAGCACCUCAUUUGGUGCAGGUACAAUGGCAAAACAUGUUGCAAUAAUUAACACCAAUGGAGAUUUGAAAGGAUACACAGACCGGAACCUUUUCCCAGUGAAAGAUAGCAUAUCCAUGGUUGCAGCAUCAGUUUCCAACAUUGUUUCUCAAACCAAGAUCUUACCUAAAACCUUAGGCCUAGCAAACGUGAAUGUUGCACCCCAAAUGAUCAUAAGCACACCACAGCGAUUGAGCAACUCUGGGAGUGUUCUGAUCAGAAGCCCGUACACCCCCACACCAGCCAUGGUUACCCAGAGCCACAUAACAGACCCAUCUGGCUGGGUCACAGGGAGCAGAAAACGUACCCAUGAAUUUAUUGAAUCUGAUUUUUCAGACAACAAAAGAAGCAAAAAGGGAGAAAAGAAUGGAAAGGGAUUACGACACUUUUCAAUGAAGGUGUGUGAGAAGGUGCAGCGGAAGGGAACUACCUCAUAUAAUGAAGUGGCCGAUGAGCUCGUGGCCGAGUUCAGUAAUUCCAGUACUCACAUGUCUUCAGAUUCUCAGGCAUACGAUCAAAAGAACAUUCGACGUCGUGUUUACGAUGCACUUAACGUGCUGAUGGCUAUGAACAUAAUUUCUAAAGAGAAGAAAGAAAUCCGAUGGAUUGGUCUUCCCACAAACUCUGCUCAGGAAUUUCAGAAUCUUGAGGUGGAGAAACAGAGGCGAAUAGAACGAAUUAAACAAAAGAGGGCUCAACUUGAAGAAUUGAUACUGCAGCAAAUAGCAUUCAAAAAUCUAGUACAGAGGAAUUGGCAAUCAGAGCAGCAGACACAGAGUCCUCCUGCACCAAACUCGACAAUUCAGUUGCCUUUCAUCAUAGUCAACACCAGCAAACGGACUGUUAUAGAUUGCAGCAUCUCCAGUGAUAAGUUUGAAUAUCUGUUCAACUUUGACAACACAUUUGAGAUUCACGAUGAUAUUGAAGUUCUAAAACGUAUGGGAAUGUCCUUUGGCUUGGAGUCUGGUAAAUGUACACCAGAAGAUCUGAAAACUGCCAACUCAUUGGUGCCAAAGGUUUUGCAGCCCUACGUUGCAGAAAUGGCUGAUGGAUCAUCCUGGGCAAACAAGGAAGUUCCUGCAGAUCUAAUACAAACUGCCUCAGCUUUAUCAACAUCUGCCUCAAUUUCUCAGUCCAGUAUGACCCCUGGAUUAUCACUUGAUGUAGAAGUUGCCUUAGCAACUGGACACCUCCUCGCUCCAGAAAGUCGCCACUCGAGCAGCAUUGCAUCGCACUAUGAAUCACGAGGUGAAACACCGUGCUCGUUUAAUGAUGAUGAUGAGGAUGAUGACGAUGAUGAAGAUGACUGUUCUUCACUUGUUGAAGGAGACUAAAGAGUGUGCUGGCAUACUUCUCAAGCUGCUCACAUGCUUUUUAUUAAGCUGUACUGUACUAUGUUUCACCAUCUACUGUUGUCAUCCUUGUGACUGACCCUUGUAGACUGAAAGCCAAGGGGGAGAGAAAUGAACAGCAAUUCUGUGUGAAUGUGCAGAAUCCUAUGAUGCAGCUUUUAGUCUGUUGUGAUACAUUAUCAGAUUCAGUUAAAAAAUGAUCCAAAGCUGAUCAACCAGUACAGUUUUAAUAGCUGCUAUUUUAUUUUUCUUCUGGUUUGUUUUACUGCUUUGACUCUCUCCCUUUACUCCAGUCCUUCGGAAACUGGUGAGGGUACACACCCUGGUUAAUGCAGCACGGUUUAAGUGUAUCUUGCUUGUAUGAUUGAGUUUUGGACUUAGGGUAUGUUUUGGUUAUUUUACAAUUUAUGCAUGGUUGGGAUAGAUGCAUGUUUGGAGACUGUGGCAGUUUUGAGUUCCUGACUUGGAAGUGUCUAGAGCAAAUCGCAUGUACUUCCGAUCUAAAAUCAUGGGCUCACCCACUUUUGAAGCAAGGGAGUUCCAAAGAAAUACCAAACCCUGAUGUUGCUGGAAGCUAAUAUAUAACGUUUAUUUAGGCGAAGAUGAGUACAAAUAUGUUUGUAGUCUUAAAUUCACUUGUGAAUGAUUUUCUUUUGUAUAAUGUGCAACAAAUCAAAUGUAACAUUCCUCAACAUUGACCUCCCUUCAGAGACUAGGGAUAAUGAGUCUGCUGAUCAAGCUAGUUAUUUCAUACAAAAAAAACUGAUCAGCGACUUAUUGAAGGUCUUCUGCUCCUCCAGUGGCACGGUGAACCUAUCCGUGGUCUGUUUUAUCCACACAGAUUAAGAUGGUGCCCUAGGUUGAUACCCAGACAUAGCUAACCUUCAGGUGGCUGUACUUUGCCUAGUCGGGUGUAUGUGGUUGGGGAUCACUUGGGGGCAGUAUCAGCUGGAAGCCAUGCACUGUGUCGUCCGAUAGUCCACCAAUAUUCAAAUGUUAAAGAUUGCCUGUGAAUAGUGAUCACCUGGGCAAAGUACGACAGCAUGACUUAGGGCCCCCAGGCGUGUGGCCAGGUAAGGAGAUACCCAUUUCAAGAGAGGAGGGGAAAGGAGAAAAUUAUAUUUUUUAAAAAACCCUUCUGAUUUUGAACUUUUGUACAUUUGACUUUUUUAAACAAUAUUUUGUCAAACACUAUUAUCUAUCUCUUUCCAUCAUAUUUCCAGGUAUCAUAUUUUUUAUACUAUUCUUCAUCAGCGCCUAAACCCCUUCUUUUAUAAUGAGGUACAUAUCAGAUAAAAAUGUAAGCUAUGUCUAGAGCAACAGUCAGAAUACUCACUAAAAUUCAAUAACUUAUGACCAUGUUCUCAUUCACCAAACUCUCCUUUCAAAGCCCGUCUGUCUCCGGAUGUAAACCUUUCUGAACACAUCGGGGUGAAUUGGUCGGGGAGGGGCCAGAAUGUAAAGCAGGCACUGAUGAUAAUCAACAACCUACCUUACAUUCCACCCAGCUUUCUCUUCUAUUAACGACACUUCGGCCAGAAUGUAUGACAAGCUCUCUGUUUGUUCUUGACUGUUUAACACUUCUGCCCAAGACCAAUUUCACUCUGUGUUUUUGUAAAUAAUUUGCCAUGUCAUUAAUUUUUCAUUCAAGUUUUAUAUCCACUUUGUAGAAAUAUGUUCACUGUACAUAUAUAUAAAACAUUCUUCUGUUGUGCUGUAAGCAGGAUGUUAAGGUAUACCUUUUGGUAUGGUUUAAAAUAAGGGUAUCAUUGUUGAAUGUGCUGAUGAUCAUACCUGCAUGGCCUUCGGUGAUGGUGCAGCUACCUGCUUCCUGUGUUUUCAGGGAAGAAUAUUUCAACAAUGAACUAAAAAAAAAUUUGUAUUGUAGAAAAUGGAAUAAAAUAAUUUAAAGACAA
This is a messenger RNA of Stegostoma tigrinum, 4192 nucleotides long. RefSeq names its product transcription factor Dp-2-like. The transcript is spliced from 13 exons. The record is from RefSeq and is a predicted model, not a curated record. Gene Ontology annotation, molecular function: DNA-binding transcription factor activity, RNA polymerase II-specific; RNA polymerase II transcription regulatory region sequence-specific DNA binding. Gene Ontology annotation, cellular component: nucleus; transcription regulator complex. Gene Ontology annotation, biological process: regulation of cell cycle; regulation of transcription by RNA polymerase II. NCBI's taxonomy places the organism in Eukaryota, Metazoa, Chordata, Chondrichthyes, Orectolobiformes, Stegostomatidae. Bases 912 to 2258 code for a protein of 448 amino acids.